GUUUGUGGAGAAGAACUACAGUCGGGAGGGUGAGCGGGGGCAGAGCGCGUCCGUCGUCCACUAACCGCGAUAUUUACUCUUAUUACUGAUUUACACCUUGAAAUAGUGACUUAAAGACUUCAGUUUGAAUUUAGAGUCGAGUAUUUACACCUGACCUAAGCGUUAGCUGUAGCGGUGUAGCUAGCUGAGGCAGGCUGUACUGGAGAGCACCAGAGAGAGAGAGUAGAAACCUGAGUGAGGAGAGACAUGGCUACAACAACCUGCACACGAUUCACUGACGAAUAUCAGCUGUAUGAAGAACUUGGCAAGGGAGCAUUUUCAGUGGUGCGGCGAUGUGUGAAGCUCUGCUCAGGCCAAGAGUACGCUGCCAAAAUCAUCAACACCAAAAAACUCUCAGCAAGAGAUCAUCAGAAGCUUGAACGAGAGGCUCGAAUCUGUCGACUGCUCAAGCACCCAAAUAUCGUUCGACUUCAUGACAGCAUAUCAGAGGAAGGCUUUCACUACUUGCUCUUUGACUUGGUGACGGGAGGUGAGCUGUUUGAAGACAUUGUUGCUCGAGAGUACUAUAGCGAGGCUGAUGCCAGUCAUUGCAUCCAGCAGAUCCUGGAGGCGGUGCUUCACUGCCAUCAAAUGGGUGUGGUGCACCGAGACCUGAAGCCAGAGAACCUGCUUUUGGCCAGCAAGUGUAAGAAUGCCGCCGUGAAGCUGGCUGAUUUCGGUCUGGCCAUCGAGGUGCAGGGAGACCAGCAGGCAUGGUUCGGAUUUGCGGGGACACCAGGGUAUCUGUCCCCUGAGGUGUUGAGGAAGGAGGCAUAUGGAAAGCCUGUGGACAUCUGGGCUUGUGGUGUGAUCCUCUACAUUCUACUGGUGGGCUAUCCUCCGUUCUGGGAUGAAGACCAACACAAACUGUACCAGCAGAUUAAGGCUGGAGCUUAUGAUUUUCCAUCUCCAGAGUGGGAUACAGUCACUCCAGAAGCCAAAAACCUCAUAAACCAGAUGCUGACCAUCAACCCAGCCAAGCGAAUCACAGCACAGGAGGCCCUCAAACACCCAUGGGUCUGCCAACGCUCCACAGUGGCUUCCAUGAUGCACAGACAGGAGACGGUGGAGUGCUUGAAGAAGUUUAAUGCCAGAAGAAAACUGAAGGGUGCCAUUCUAACUACCAUGCUGGUGUCACGAAACUUCUCUGUGGGUAGCAGGCAGACCACGGCUCCGGCCUCGGUCACUGCCGCUGCUGCUGCUGUUGCGGCGGCAGCAGGCACCACAGCAGGGCUGGUGGAACAAGCCAAGAGUUUGCUAAACAAGAAGGCUGACGUGAAGAAGAGGAAGUCGAGCUCCACUGUUCAGUACAUGCCCCAGACCAACAGCACCAAAAACAGCAUAGUCACAAGCCCCAAAGGAAACCUUCCCUCUCCUGCACUGGAAGCUCAAUCUACUGUCAUCCAUAAUCCACUGGAUGGGAUUAAGGAGUCGUCUGACAGCAGUAAUGCCACCGUGGAGGAUGAAGACAUGAAAGGUAUAGGAAAAAGCCUUGACAACAGCUCAGGUCAAACCCAAUCAAACCCCAGCCCACAGCCUGACCUUGCCCAAACAGUUCAGGGUCCUGCCCCUCCUGUCUACUCCACUACCAAGCUCUCGGACCUGCUGGGUGCGGUACGUAGGGGCUCGGGCCCUGCUGCUGAUGGUGAGGGGAACACAAGUAGCCCCUCCCCAACCCCUCAAACCCCCAACAUUCCCAUGCAGAUGUCACGUCUGACAGAUCUUGUAAGCAGUGUGCGCAGAAGUUCAGCCCCUCAGGCAGAUACUGAGUCAUCUACUCCCAGUCGACCCAUUACUGCCCCGAACCCUGUCCCGAACCCUGUACCCACCCCGUCCCAACCCUCACCCCCUCCACCACAGCCUUCCUCCAGCCCCCUGCCUCCAGUACACUCACGUAAACAGGAGAUCAUCAAAAUUACUGAACAGCUAAUCGAAGCCAUCAACAAUGGAGACUUUGAAGCUUAUGCUAAGAUCUGUGAUCCUGGAUUAACCUCGUUUGAACCGGAGGCUCUGGGGAACCUGGUGGAGGGCAUGGACUUCCACAGAUUCUAUUUUGACAAUUUAUUGUCUAAGAACAGCAAGCCCAUCCACACCACCAUUCUGAACCCUCACGUGCACCUGAUUGGCGAGGACGCUGCCUGCAUAGCCUACAUCCGCCUCACACAGUACGUGGAUGGGCAAGGCCGGCCACGCAGCAGCCAGUCAGAAGAGACUAGGGUGUGGCAUCGUCGAGACUCCAAGUGGCAGAACGUCCAUUUCCACUGCUCGGGAGCUCCUGCUGCUCCACUGCAGUGAAGUGAGAGCUGGUUGUAGGAAGAGCGCCCAGCCAGAGCAGGAGAGUGGAAGAGAAGAGAGGAAGAGGGAGUAAAAAGAGAAAGUCCAGUGUCAGUGCCUGACCCUUCCACACUGGGCUUCACCCCUCACCUGUCGAUCACGUUUCUGUGCAAUGUCUGUUCUGCCCCGUCCUUUAUUGCCCCUCUGUGUCGCCACACCGUGUCGUGUGUGAAUGAGUGUGCAGAGCGACUCUCUGACUGUCUGUGACGUGUCACACGUUCUCUCUCUCACCGCCUCAGUGUGAACAACACAUCGAGCCUGUGUUAUACUGAUCCGUGUGUACAUUUUAAUUAUUAUUCUUUAUAUUCAUCAUAAUUAUUAUUAUUAUUAUUGUGUUUAUUAUGAAUAUGAUUAUUACUACAGAGAAGCAAUCAUGUGUCAUUUGUACAGUUCAGAUUUUGGAUGCCGUUGUUUCUGGUUCUUUCGUUCAUCCUUUUUAGAUCGCAUGACACUCGGUGUAUCCACGGUGGUUCUAUAGUAACAGUUGGGGAUGGUUGAAGCACAGUGUUUUGUAUAGGCUUUGCUGUGGAAUGAAACACUGUGUGUGUGUGUGUGUGUGUGUGUGUUUCUGUUUCUGAUGAUAAAACAUCUAGAUUUGUCUGUAAAGUCAUCUUCAACUCUCUCUGUGUGUGUAGGCAGAGCUGAACAGAGUGAUGUAUUUGGGGUCUUCCAGUCUUUAGAUGCUCUUUUUUUCCUUAAUCAAUGUGAAAACACUGCAGGCAUUCAGCAUCUCUUCUGAAUUAGUCUGUGUUUGUAAUGUUACCCAGAUCUAUUUUUUUGAUUUUCAACUGGGUGCACAGGUGCAACCUCCAACUGACUGAAUUAUCUGUGGUCAGCUGCCAGUACUUGAUGUGACUGCAAUAUAGAUAUUAACCCUUUAAGGACUAAGACUAAAUGUGGACCUGGCUGCUUAUUUCUGACUAAUAUUUUGAUACAAUAGCAGAAUCAAUCAAAGUAUCACUGAAAAUUAAUAAGCAAUACCAGGCACUCAGGUGGUACAGUGGUCUAAUACAAGAGCCCACCACCACCAAGACUUGAAUCCGGGUCAAUGUGCUGGCAGCCGGCCGAGCGUCUACACAUACAUGAUUACUUUGUUUGCUUUGUGAUAAACUGGCUCCCUGUCCAAGGAAAUCCUGCCUUUACCCUGUGCUUCUCUGUGAAACCAGACCUGCAGUAACCCUGACCAGAAUAAAGCGCAGAAUAAAUUAAAUUAAGCAGUGCAAUCUUUUUGAAUCUUCCUAAUGUUAGUUAUUUAAAUGGUCUAUUAAAUGUAGUUAACAUUUAUUGAUGCGCUGUCUCAGCGUUUAAAAUAAGUACAAUGUGACUGAAAAAUAAUGGCACUGCAUUCUCCCUUCGUCUGCGUAGGUUCCUCCUUUCUCCAAAAAUGCAGUAGGUGGACUGACUGACUGCUCCAAAUUGCCCAAAUUGACUGAGAAAAUGUUGAGUGUGUGAAGGCUUGCGGUCAAUUGACGCUCAUCUUAUGCCGGGCCCUAAAUUUGCCUAUAUUUAAGAUCAUUUGCACCUGUUUAUUUAAACUCUAGAUUGAUUCCCUCCACUGCUGCAAUCCAUUUUAGUCCUUUGGUAGAAUAGCUAAUAAAAACGUUUGGCUACCGUUCAUUAAUACACAAUAAUAGAGCGCACCCUGGUGGCCAGGUGAUACAAAAGUGCAGAUUAUGCACUGCAUUGUUAUUUCAGAUGUUCAAUGAAUUUUCGUGACCGUUUAGUCCCUAAAGGGUUAAAACAGCCUCCAUAUUUAGCAGAGCCAAUUAAUGGACUGUCUGUGUGCCCAGCUCGCAUUAUAAGCCAUACUCCAGCUAAAGGUGCCACAAUUCAGCUGCGUGCUCAUGUCGUCUUAUUUACAAAUGUACAGACAUUUUAGCUGUUUGUUUUGACUAACAGUGAUUUAGUGAAGGUUUGUUAAGGUGUAUGAAGAAAAGGGAGAUGUGCCAUGCAGAUUGAACAUUUGAGGUUGGCGAUUUCAUUUAAUAGUUGUAAGCAAUGUUUUCUUCUUUCAGAUAUAUUAACAUUUAUUAAGGUUAAGGUUAUAUAUAACUAUAUAUUUAUAUAUUUUAGACUCAUUGAAGGAGAUUUGGUGUGUUUGUACUACGCUGGAAGUUGAAGCAUGAUCUGUGGAUAGUAAGGUAUUUUGCUAAUGAUGGACUCUUUGGACGUUUUUAAUAUUUAGAAAUAUCUGAUUUUUUUUAAAUGUGAGACGAAGUUAAAUUCUCUUUAUAUGAAGUGUAUUUAAGCUAGAGGUGUAUUGAAACAUAUCGCAUGCAGAAGUGCUGACCUGUGUGACCUGUCAGUCGAGCUGCAGCUGCAGGUGAACUUGAGGGACUCAAAUUUGAGAGAGGCCUAAUGAUAAGGUGAUAAAAAUAAGUGUUUGCCUUUGGUUCGUACAAUCCACUGCGCAAACACAAUUUGGUUUUGGAUUUUACAGGCUUAUUCAUUUUGUGUUCUUAGGUUGUAUUUAUUUAUUUAUUUAUUUAAGGAUUUUGUUGACAUGCUUAUUCAUGUUUUUUUUUUUUUCCACACUGCUUUGGUAAAGAUACCGGCUUUACUACAGAUUAUUUUUACCGCAUCAAUUGGAAUAUCUUGUCAAACAUCCCUUGUAUCAAAUCAUUAUAAUAAUCUUCAGCUGGAGGAGCGACCCCACAAACGAAACCAGUCUGGGUGUCUGCGUUAGCUCUAGUGCCGGGUGGGUUUCUGGCUGGGUGUAUUUGAGUUGAUUCUUUGUGGAUCCCCUCGUGUCCCACUCUCAUCUCGUCUUGACACAAAGUGAUAUGGGACUGUUACGUUUAUACGUGUGCUCAAAAUACCCCAACAGUCCACUUCCUAAAAAAACUAAACAAAAAAAAACCUUCAAAUAAAAACUAAACAGCAUGUAAAAAUGUACUAAUGUUCUUCUUUGUGUGUUUACCAUUGAGAAUAACCAUGUAAAAUAAGUGAUGCACAUUGUUAUUAAACAGGACACAGUAUUAAAGCGGCAGUUGAAUAAUGUUUUAAUCUGACUUUCUUUGCAUGACACUUACUCAAACGCAAAGUUUGGUGUUACUUCUUACUUCUUUCUUUAAUCAUUUUCAUUUCCUAUUGAAUGCUGAUUAACUGAACCUUUCUUCUGUAUUUCCUGCCCACGCUUUGUAAGUGCUUCAAUAAUUUUUUGUCUCCGGAUGAUGUGAAUGAAAGCUGUAAUGAGACUGAUGAGAUUAUAAAAAUGGUGAUAUAUUUUAUGGCAUGCUUUUAUACCCGAGCUCAUUGUUAUCAGUGCAGAUUUUUUCUUUAAUAGGAAUGUACAGGAAUUAAACGUUUGGAAACUCCUGGGUUAUCGUAGAGUUACGCAAACGUACUCUAAUAGAACAUCAAUAUCUUUAUGAUAGUGGAGUAAAACUCAACUUGCUUUUACUUGUAUUAAAGAUCUUUCAUAACUGCUGAAUAAUCACAACUAAAACAUAAUGUGAAUGAGAGGUGAUUUUACCUGCACUGAAAGCACAGAGCUCGAAUGUUUUUAGUAUGGUAUCCUUUCACUCUGUUCCUGAUUCCCACUGUUCUUCUAGAUCACCUCACUGGAUAGUUGUUCAGAAGUCUUCACAGAAGCCCGCUGUCAGUUUUGGGUUUCUGUAGAAGAUAUUAUACUCUUUUCUUUCCCAGAUUAUUCCUACUCUUAUUAUUGCUCUGUUCUCAAACUUGCUAUGUGUUAUCUGAUUAAGGAAAUGUGUUCAAGUGUUAUAAAUAAAGAUGAAGAUUUAAAUACUAA
Messenger RNA from Trichomycterus rosablanca, 6127 nucleotides. It is a transcript of the gene camk2b1, whose product is annotated as calcium/calmodulin-dependent protein kinase (CaM kinase) II beta 1. The record is from RefSeq and is a predicted model, not a curated record. The coding region runs from base 247 to 2334 and encodes 695 amino acids. Gene Ontology annotation, biological process: protein phosphorylation. Gene Ontology annotation, molecular function: calmodulin binding; ATP binding; calcium/calmodulin-dependent protein kinase activity. Lineage: Eukaryota; Metazoa; Chordata; Actinopteri; Siluriformes; Trichomycteridae. The transcript has 25 exons.